AGCAGGUGGGGGUGCUCCCAUCGGCACUGAUCAGUCAUAUCGCUCAGUGCGCGCCUGGCCGCCCGCCGCCUCAGUCGCCCGAAACGUCAGGCAGUCGAAGGGCAGACAUCGGACUGCUCGUAGUGUCGGGUAGUGUUGGUAGUGCAGUGGUGACUAUUCCAGUGCACUUCUUCCGCGGUGCGAUUGUUUCGAACUAACUUGCAUUGUGUUUCGUGCUUUCGCAUUGGCAAUGUCGAUGAUUUGAUCAGACCCGAGUUUUUGUCGACAAUUAUCGGAAGUGAGCAGGGUGACCUUCAGUGGUGUGGCCUCGGACCUAAAGCGUGUCCACUGCGACUGAGCGUUUCUUGAAGUGAGCCACCGUUGGUCAUAAUCAGAAGUUUGAUCAACAAAACGCUGUCCUGAUUCGAAUGGUGGAGUAAAUACUGGGUAUCCGCCCCACGAUCCGUGGUUAGAACGCUUGUGUGUCUCUCUGCGAACCCACACCUCCGGCGGUGGACGCGCGACUGAGCCUCAUCCGCCGACCGCUGACACCCGCGGCUGCUCUCCGGCUCUCCGGUGGGGAGACUGCCGGCAGCAUGGGUCUGCUCCCAGUACCGCCCUCGGAGCGCGAUGCCGUGAGAAAGAAGGGAAAAUCGAAGGAAGUGUACAUCCACGAACCUGCAGUGCUGAUCGAGGGCGUGCUGUUCCGCGCGCGCUACCUGGGCUCCACGCAGCUGGUCUGCGAGGGUCAGCCCACCAAGGCCACCCGGAUGCUGCAGGCCGAGGAGGCCGUCUCCCGGAUCAAGGUGCCUGACGGAGAGACCCAGCCGAGCACGGACGUCGACCUCUUCAUCUCAACCGAGAAGAUCAUGGUGCUCAACACCGACCUCAAGGAGAUAAUGAUGGACCACGCGCUGCGCACCAUCUCGUAUAUCGCCGACAUCGGCGACCUGGUGGUACUGAUGGCCCGGCGCCGGGUCACUGCCGACAUCACCAGCGAGCUGCACACCAUGCCCAAGAUGAUCUGCCACGUCUUCGAGAGUGACGAGGCUCAGUUUAUCGCGCAGUCCAUCGGGCAGGCCUUUCAGGUGGCCUACAUGGAGUUCCUCAAGGCCAACGGCAUCGAGGACCACAGCUUCGUCAAGGAGAUGGACUACCAGGAGGUGCUCAACUCGCAGGAGAUCUUCGGCGAGGAGCUGAAAAUGUUUGCCAAAAAGGAGCUGCAGAAAGAGGUGGUGGUGCCCAAACAGAAGGGCGAGAUCCUGGGCGUGGUGAUUGUGGAGUCCGGCUGGGGCUCGCUGGUACCCACCGUGGUGAUUGCCAACCUGGCGCCGGCCGGCGCCGCCGCCCGCUGCGGCCAGCUCAACAUCGGAGACCAGAUCAUCGCGCUCAACGGCAUCAGCCUGGUGGGCCUGCCGCUGGCCAGCUGCCAGACCUACGUCAAGAACGCCCGCCAGGCCACCGUGGUGAAGCUGACGGUGGUGCCGUGUCCACCGGUGGUGGAGGUGCGCAUCCGGCGGCCCGACACCAAGUACCAGCUGGGCUUCAGCGUGCAGAACGGCGUCAUCUGCAGCCUGCUGCGCGGCGGCAUCGCCGAGCGCGGCGGCGUGCGCGUCGGACACCGCAUCAUCGAGAUCAACAGCCAGAGCGUGGUGGCCGUGCCGCACGAGCGUAUCGUCAGCCUGCUGGCCACCUCGGUCGGAGAGAUUCACAUGAAGACGAUGCCGACGUCGUUGUUUCGCCUGCUGACGGGCCAGGAGUCGCCCGUGUACAUCUGAUGCGGCCGGCCGGGCCCGUGCCGGGCACCUGAUCCGCCGUUCCUACGCGCCUCUAGUCAGCCGCGCGGCCGCCGGGGGACCGGCCGGCCGGCGCCACAUCUCUCUAUAUCACGGCCGGCGGCCGCCUGUGAUACGUGACCGCGACAAGUGCCAUACGCAGGGUCGGCCCGCUCCGACUCCGACUCCGACUCCGGCCCGACUCCGGGGCCGAUUGUGGCCCAGUUGAGGCCGAGAGGCGCCGGCGCGUCCGACCGCCGCCGCCGCUGGUCGCCGGCGAGACGCCGCAUUGUUUUCUCUGUUGGUUGGUGUGGGACCGUAUCAGCGUAUGUACGUUUGUGCAUGUGUGUGCCCCUGUGCGUGUGAAGGUGUGUGCGUGUGUGCGUGGGCAGGCGUUGGUCAGGCUCGGAGAGGGCGCUGGCCAGGUGUUGUUUCCCGCCGAGUGGCGCGGUCGGCGCCGGCCGCCCGGGCUGCGGGGCGGACCGUUGGAUACAUUGGAAGUGAUAAGUACAAUGUGGCGUGGUCUGGUGCGUGUCCGAGUGCCGUCGGGCCGGCCGGCGGCGGCCGGCGGCUGUUGUGUGACGCUGUCAUAUCCAGGGAGCGGGGAGCUCCGCGAGCACGGGUCGCCGCGGCGCCGGCUCACACCGACCCCGCCGAAUAGUGUGGAAUAAACCCUAUCGUUGGAUA
This is a messenger RNA of Amphibalanus amphitrite, 2441 nucleotides long. RefSeq names its product protein lin-10-like. Gene Ontology annotation, biological process: chemical synaptic transmission. Gene Ontology annotation, cellular component: cytoplasm; dendritic spine; plasma membrane. The record is from RefSeq and is a predicted model, not a curated record. Gene Ontology annotation, molecular function: protein binding. Bases 576 to 1757 code for a protein of 393 amino acids. The transcript is spliced from 8 exons. Lineage: Eukaryota; Metazoa; Arthropoda; Thecostraca; Balanomorpha; Balanidae.